Racocetra persica is the source of this 1224-nucleotide messenger RNA. NCBI's taxonomy places the organism in Eukaryota, Fungi, Glomeromycota, Glomeromycetes, Diversisporales, Gigasporaceae. The record is from the annotation of a GenBank genome assembly.
GAAUGUCUACCCAGAUCACCAUUGAUAUCUCCUAGUAAUAAUAGUAUGUCACUCGGCUGCUUAGAUGGUCCCGUUACCCAGAAUGAAAUUGAUUUGUUUAUUGGUUUUCUAGAACAACCUUCUAGAAUACCUAUAACUGCGCUGAAAAAUAAAUUAGCGUAUAAAUCAGCUGGUCAAGAUGUAGAAGCUUUAGGUUUAAUGUAUGAAGUUACUCAAAACCUUCAAAUCCUUGAUAGAAUGAUAACUUAUUCUGAUACUUUUUUGUCACUUCGAAAUGAUCCAGUAAAUGGACGAAUUAUGUGGACAGGACAAAGAGAGCUUGUCUGGUGCACAAAACCUGAAAAUAAAACUAUCUCUGGUUACGCUGGCUCCGAAGGUCUUGAUACAAUUGGGCAUAUAGCAUACACCGCUUACCAUAUCCUUAAAACUCCUUGCCUCUGGGACGAAAAUGUCACAGACAAUGAUCCUCAUGAGUAUGGUACAACAUAUAAAGAGCGUGCGCUUACAUACGUAACUGAAAUGGACAAGACUAUAGAUACCUAUUAUUUAAAGUAUUUCAUUCGUGAAAAUGAUUCGAAAAUUUAUAAUCCAAACUCUUCUGCAUGGGAUAAUCUUGGUGAACUUCCUGCAAAUUCGCCAAUGCCUUGGAACCGACAGCAAAUGAUGGCAAAUGGAUUUCUGAGAAUGGCAGAAUGCCAUGAAAUUCUUGGAGAUGAUGAAUCUCGUGUCAAUCAAUAUUUUAACAUUAUACAAGUUUCUAUUGAUUGGAUAGUUAGUGCAUUUGUCCCUGUUAAGACUAAAAAUGGCCUAGACGCAUAUAGUUGGAGUUAUACCGUGGGAACUAACUUUACAGAAGAAGUUGGCAUUCAUGCACUUUAUGAUAUUUGGGGCAUGUAUCGGGCAUGGCAACGAAAAGAUAAAUUAAAUGUUAGCAUGGAUGUUAUGGUUAAGCUUGCUAACACAAUGAUGUAUAUAAUAAAUAUUGAUAAUCAUACAGUUGCAACAAGAGUAGAUGGUACAUAUGAUAAUAAAACCACUGCUUACUUAUACGGACCUUGGGCAUUCUACGCUGAAUUUAUUCCUGACUGGUAUAAAUUUGUAUCUAACAUGAAUACGAAGGCUAUAAAAACUCACCCAGACUCAUACACUCCCAUUACCUCUCACGCUUCUACUAACUCUCAGUCCGGGCAUUGCCUAGAUAUGGGAUAUUUAAACUGUUGUCAG